Messenger RNA from Pseudocercospora fijiensis CIRAD86, 933 nucleotides. RefSeq lists its product as uncharacterized. The transcript is spliced from 3 exons. The record is from RefSeq and is a predicted model, not a curated record. Lineage: Eukaryota; Fungi; Ascomycota; Dothideomycetes; Mycosphaerellales; Mycosphaerellaceae. Gene Ontology annotation, molecular function: FAD binding; monooxygenase activity. Bases 1 to 933 code for a protein of 310 amino acids.
AUGACAGGUCGAAAGAUUCGAGUCGUCAUCGUUGGCGGCGGCAUUGGAGGUCUCGUGGCGGCGACGUUCCUUGCUCAGCAUAGGCAUCAGGUCACUGUUCUUGAGCGUCGACAACGAUAUGCAGAAUCGGAAUUUCUGGAGGCGGCUCAAGGGAUCAAUCUCACGAAGAACGUCUGGACCUGCUUUGCUGCGCUGGGCAUGACAUCUGACUUUGAGCAAAUCUCGGACUAUGGCAAGGACUGCACUGUCAGGAAGCAUAUAGAUGGUUCAACCGCUCGAGUGGUCAACAGCCUUAAUGGUCAUCGAUUUGUGCAUCGUACUAACCUUCCAACACUAUUAUUUCACUUCGCGACGAAAGCGGGUGCUGCCGUGCUGCAGGGCGAGAGCUUCACAGAAAUCAACGACUCGAACGAAGGUGUCACUCUGCAGCUUCAGUCUAUAAAAGAAUUGGCAGCAGACUUGGUCAUUGGCUGUGAUGGAAUUCACUCCAAACGGUAUCACCUUCAAAUGAGUGAUCAUACUUACGGUACAGGGACCGCGUACAACUUGGACGAAGCUGAUACAGAGGGCGCAUUCGUGGAGCGCUAUUCGAAUAUGCACGCCUUUCGCAAACGAUGGAGUGAUUUCGAACCAGCCAUUAGAGAUCUUCUAGGCGAGACUGCCGCUGUCACAAAGUGGAGAAUUGCAGAGCUGCCAGAAUUGCCAUCGUGGGCCAGCGAGUCGGGUAAAUUGGUUCUGUUGGGUGAUGCUGCACAUGCGUUUCCUCCAUGGUCUGGGGAAAAUUCGAAUGUCGAGGCACAACAGCCAUCGGCCAAUGAAGCGAUCCCAAGUGGUGCGAAGGGAGCAUGGUCGACGAUGGAGCGAUACAAAUGGAUUGAUGAAUACGAUGCAGUUGCAGAAGCCCACAACUGCCAUUUCGAUGCCAAGCUCUGA